AUUGUAUACUUUUUGGCACCUUGAGAAGGUUCUAGGGGAAACAAAAAGAUGGAUCGUACAGAGAUAAAUAGAUAGGGAGAUAGUUACGAAUCGGAAUGGAAAGUCCUAUGACGGAAGACGGAUUAGCACAUCGACAGUUGAAGAUGAAACAUUUUUGCCUGUGUCUGAUGCCCGUGCUGGUCCUGCUGCUGUUGGGAUCUGAGCGGGUGGAGGCCAAGAAGUAUCUGCGCUGUGAACUCACCCGCGUGCUGGUGGAAAACUACAACUUUGACAAGACUUUCCUCUCCAAUUGGAUUUGCCUGGUGGAGCACGAGAGCAACCUGGACACCAGCAAGAUAACGCUCAAGAAGAACGACAGCAAGAACUAUGGCCUUUUCCAGAUCAACAGCAAGGACUACUGCGCCGAAGGACGCAAAGGCGGGCAAUGCAAUAUGAAAUGUGAAGACUUCUCCAACGACGAUAUUGGCGAUGACAUUGCCUGUGCCAAAAUGAUCCACGAGCGCGAGGGCUUCAAGUACUGGAAGAAAUGGGAUCGCUUCUGUCGGAAUUCUCAGAAUCUGCCCAAUCUGCGUGUGGCCUGCAAUCUGCGUAGCCUGUCGCCCCUGCGCACACCCCGCAGUUUCUACUACAUCUCAGGCUGAUGACUUACUCCUAUACAUAUAAUACAUGCAUAGACCUCUCCAGAUACUAGUAUAUGUACAAAGUACUAAUGUACAUAAAUUUUG
Molecule: messenger RNA, 725 nt
Organism: Drosophila persimilis
Lineage: Eukaryota; Metazoa; Arthropoda; Insecta; Diptera; Drosophilidae
Product: lysozyme
Exons: 4
Coding region: 96-641 (181 amino acids)
Source: RefSeq, a predicted model, not a curated record